This is a messenger RNA of Rotaria sp. Silwood2, 784 nucleotides long. The record is from the annotation of a GenBank genome assembly. Lineage: Eukaryota; Metazoa; Rotifera; Eurotatoria; Philodinida; Philodinidae.
UGAUACAUUUGUUAUACAACCUGGAAUAAAAGGAAAUACCGAAUAUCUUAUUGAUUUGUUAAAAAAGAAAUGUAUUGAAGAUGCCAAAGAAGCAAAAUCCUCAAAAUAUUGUCAAUCAACAUCGUCAACAAUAGCAAAAUCAACAUCAGCUGCGUCAUUAAAUAGUUCACCAGAAAACAUAUCAACCGAAUCUUCUAAUUUAUCAGUUAGUCAACAUAAAACGUAUAUUAUUGAUACAUUGAAUAGCUGGUGCAAAAACAAUAAAUCAAAAUUUAAUUUAUCACAAUUAUCUUUAAUUGAAGGUCAACAUUAUUUUAUUUCGCUUUUUAAUGAUCCAAGUGGUGCGUUAAAAUGUGAUAUAAAGUGCUGUUGCGAAAAAUGGUCAUCAUUAACAUUAAGACGUGGAAAAUUUCAAUUGUCGAAUUUCUAUCGUCAUCUGCAAAGUUUAAGUUAUGUAUGUCCCGAAUUGGAAAAAAUGAUAAAUAAUCCUCAAUUACAAUUACCAUCAUCAACAAAUAGUCAACAAUCAUUACCAACAUCAGAUAAUGUACCUCAGCAAGUCGUGUCACCAACUUUUAUAUCUAGUAUACCACCAUCAAAUACAACUCACCCAAAUUCAUAUUUAUCCACAGCAUCUUCGAUCUCAAUAUCAACAGAUAAUGAUGAAAACAUUAUACAACAAUCACCAUCAUUAAAAACUAAAAAACAAGUGAAACGAAAAGUUCAAACUAUACAAUCUUCAUACAACACAAGAGAACCAGCAAAAAGAAUGAGAAGAAGUUAA